Molecule: messenger RNA, 313 nt
Organism: Symbiodinium sp. CCMP2592
Lineage: Eukaryota; Dinophyceae; Suessiales; Symbiodiniaceae
Source: the annotation of a GenBank genome assembly
AUGAUCGCUGCCUUCAACGGGCGGACGCGGAUUAUCGAGGCUUUGCUCCGUGAUCGGUCCACUGAUGUGCGGCAGACCAACAAGUACCUUGGCACUGCGCUCCACUACGCUGCGCAGCGUGGCCACGCUGCCGCCGUAGAGCUUCUCAUCGACGCAAAGGCUGAGAUCAAUGCCCUGGACCGCCACAGCGACAGCCCCCUGAGCUGGGCAGCACGUAGUGGCCACCUGGAUGCGGUGAAGAAGUUGGUUGAGAAUGGCGCGGAUCCACUUCUGGAUAACAAUGCCAGCGAAGAUCCCAUCGAGCUUGCCAAAG